UCAAGUAAAACGGUAACUGAAGAAAAGCCUAGAAAUUCAAACACCCACUCCCUGAAAACGAAAAGCUAAGAACUUGAGCAGUUCUGCUGCUUUUUUUUUCAUCCGUCCGUUACGAGGGCAGAAAAUCUGCCUACGGUGGUACUUAUUUGUUCUGACAUAAUUUGGGGAUAAAUUUUCUCCUUCACCUCCAUUUACAGGCCAACAAAGAAGGAAGAGAAAAUGUCAAAAAAGAAGGCUUUUAGCGGAUCCACAAUGACCCUCAAGGACUUCCAUGGCGGCUCCAUUCCAUCCGAUCUUCCUCUCCCUUCCGCGCCUGGAACGGUUGUGAAGGUUCCGGAGAGGGAGAGGCAAAACGCUGGAUCGAGCUGGGGAGGUCCGGCUAAUAGGGGAUUUUCUGCCGGAAUUAGGCAGGGGUUUGGGAAUAAUCCGCAGCGAGGGUUUGAGGAAAAGGUGUCCUAUCUUCCGAACUCUGCAAACAUUGGUCGUAAUUUCGAUGAGGAUGAGCGCAAGCCUCUGGAUGGCUUUCCUCGCCGUGGUGGUGGUGAAGAGGAUUAUCAAGAGGAGCGCCGCUAUAGGGCGGGGGAUCGGGUGGUGCCUGCACGGUCUGAGGUUAAAUCUGAAUCUGCCGGAUUGGGGAUUGCUCGGCAGCAACAGCAGCAUUCCGCAUCAUCGCAGCAUGAUUUUGGAUUGGUUAGCAAUCAGGAUCGGGGUUUGAACCAAGUGUUAUUUGUUAAUCAGGGUCUUGCUCCUCUUCCGAAACAGUCAGGUAGUGCGCGGUCUGGUCAGCAAUUUGGACCUGCACCUGUCCCUGCUUCGGCUCCUGCUUCUGCAGCAGUGCCAAAUGCUUGGGGAAUUCGCCGAGAAGCGGAUCAUUUUGCUGUAAAUGAGAACUUGUCUUCAACGUUGAGGUGUGCAGAGUCUGUCGCAUCGAGGUUUGCUCAAGCGAGUGCUGUGGACAAGGUUUCUUCUGGCAGAUGGCAGUCAAGGUUGUCUUUUGAGCAGCAGUCUGAUAGAUUUGGCCAGACUCAGCAUUUGGAUUCCUUGUGCGAUGGCCGGAAAACAGGAGUGGAUUCUGGUAGUUUAGGCUCUGGUGUCGCUGAGUCUGAUUACAUAGGCAGAUGGACCAGAACCCAAGUCAGCACAGAGCAGAAUAGCUACGAUGAAAGGGAUAGGUAUGAUGUUGAUGAUUUCAAAAGGAAUAGUUAUGUGGAGAGUAGGAAGGGAGCAUCUGUAGAGGUAGGGAAAACAGAUUCUGCAAAAGAUUUUUUGAUUGAGCCAGCACUAAAUAGUGCUGUUGACAAGCUAACGGUAUAUGCAGAAACUGCUAGAGCAAGUUUUGGAGAAUCGGCACAAGCAAGGUUUGGUUCAAAUGUGGAUAAUAGUGGUAAUGCAGAUGCUGGCUUUAAUAGAACUGAUGUUCGUGCAGACAUUAGUAGGAGUGAGAUGGCUGCUCUUGGCAACACAGUUCCAAGGCAAUUGUCUCCCGUUAUGGAUUAUAAUGAAAAUAAGAAUGUUAGCAGUCACCUUAAAGAGAGAGUAGUGCUAGGUGAAAAUAGUGUUGAGGUUUCUGAGCCUUAUUAUAAUACAAGAAGUGCACUUAGUAUAGGUAAUUCUAGGGAUUCUUUAAUAUCUGAGGGUUCAAAGAGCACCUUUUAUUCAGACUAUAAAGUUAGUGGAAAUGUUGUUCAAAGUUUGGACAAUGAGGCUAGUAGAAAUAGGUUUGGAACAGAAGAUGCACGUUUGUCUAGUCCGCAUGGUGGCUACAGGCCACGUUCAAGUGAGAGUAACCUUUCCCCUGCAAUUGGGUCUUCAGUUCAUGUGCGAUCUGAUUCUUCAGUGCGACCCAGAUUAAAUCUACUCCCACGUACCAAACCAUUGGAAUUUGCAUCCGAGACUGCAGCAUCAGAGCACUCAGAGAAUUCUCAUAGUGGGUUGAUGAAUAAGUCAUUUGAGCAUCACACUGCUUCUAGCCCAGUACCUGUUGAAGCUAUGAAUGGAGUAGGAAAUGCCAUUUAUUCAGCUGGGAAAGCCUUGGGGACAUCUGAAAUUGAGGAGGAGAACAGACGUAGUGGGCGACCAAAAUUAAAUUUGAAGCCUCGCACAGUCCCUGUUGAGCAACUUGAUGCAAAUCUAGAAAAGGAAAGGCAAUCUCUUUUUGGUGGGGCACGGCCACGUGAAUUGGUUCUGAAGGAGCGUGGUGUCGAUGAUACAGUAAUUAAUGGUCUUGAUCCAGUUCCUGUGGAUAACAUUGGUAAGGGAAGCAAAAUGACCCCAAAGGGGACAAACCAAUUGGAUGAGAAGUUUGAACAAAAUGUUGAUUCUUCAGGUGUUGGUCGAAAUAUUCGACUAGAUGAGAAAGCUGAAAAUGUUAUGUCUGAUAGGAAAGUAAAUGGGCCUCCGGAGAGGCUGGAUACAAGUCGUUCUGAGCGGAGAGACCUUGACAAGAAGGAUCACCGGGCAGAUAUGGAGAAGCAAGAGCUCCAAAGAAAUAUCAGGAGAAAUGAGAACUGGCGCAGUCCACAUAAUAACUAUAAACAAGAGAGAAGGCAAGAUCCUGAUAAACAAGAUAGCUGGCGCAAGCCGGCUGAUCCCCCUAGUUCAAAUAGUGGUCCACAGAAGAAUAUGUCUUCGUCUCUGGUAGAUACAUCAACUGAUGUGCCAGGUAAACAUGGACAUGGCCGAGCUACAUCUGCUGUGGAACUUGCUAAAGCAUUCUCCAGAUCAGCAUCUCUUAUAGUCAAUGGACAGAGGUCAUCUGUUACAAAUCCUUCUAAUGAUUCUUCUGGAAGAAAGGCACUGCCCUUUUCUCGUCUUACAGACUCGUCUGCCCCUAGAGAAUUUUAUUCAAGCUCUGCUCAAAGACAUAUCAAUGGAUAUUGAUCUUGCGCUGCAAAAAUAACAGGGAAGACUUAGGCUAUGCUGUGGAUCACAUUGAUCCUGGAAGGUAGGAAGACAUUGAAUGAUAAUCACAUUGAUAAAAUUGGUUUCUUUCAUUUCAGCCGACAUAAUGUCAUUGCAUUGAUAGUGUUUAUUUUCUGCCAACUCCUCAAAAGUGAUGGUAUAGCAGGGUUUUAUUCCGAAGAUGCUGAUAUUAUUCCGUCAUUCUUAUGUACGAGCACUGAACAAAUGGUGCAACCAUAUCUUUGGAUGCCUCCUAGUGCAUAUUCCAAUUUAUCAUUCAGAUCUGCAUAAAUUAUAAAAUUUUGAGAUGUGCCAUUAUCAAAAUUACCAGCAUUUAUUGCCAUGGCACUUGCUUCAGCUUGGUGAAGUUGAUGUAAGGAGGUGUUGGACAUUUUGUUUAUCAAUUUAAUUUAUGUCUAACAUUUUUUUUCCCUAA
Cryptomeria japonica (Japanese cedar) is the source of this 3337-nucleotide messenger RNA. RefSeq lists its product as uncharacterized. Lineage: Eukaryota; Viridiplantae; Streptophyta; Pinopsida; Cupressales; Cupressaceae. The transcript has 6 exons. Gene Ontology annotation, molecular function: translation initiation factor activity; mRNA binding. The record is from RefSeq and is a predicted model, not a curated record. Bases 220 to 2880 code for a protein of 886 amino acids.